Messenger RNA from Thermothielavioides terrestris NRRL 8126, 2245 nucleotides. RefSeq lists its product as uncharacterized. The transcript is spliced from 4 exons. Bases 145 to 2076 code for a protein of 643 amino acids. NCBI's taxonomy places the organism in Eukaryota, Fungi, Ascomycota, Sordariomycetes, Sordariales, Chaetomiaceae. Gene Ontology annotation, biological process: regulation of transcription by RNA polymerase II. Gene Ontology annotation, cellular component: nucleus. Gene Ontology annotation, molecular function: RNA polymerase II cis-regulatory region sequence-specific DNA binding; DNA-binding transcription factor activity, RNA polymerase II-specific. The record is from RefSeq and is a predicted model, not a curated record.
AGCAGUUGACAGCGGAAGUUCACGGUAACUACCCCGUAGCGGCAUCCCAGGUUCGCGGCCCGGUGAUCUGCAUUCCGCCCGCCAUCAGCCUGCCUGCCUGCUUGCCCGCCUGCCCGCCUGCUCGCCUGCCCGUCGAGCACUGCCAUGGACAGCCCUUUCGAAGCCCCCGGUCGCUUUCCCACGGCCGUGGACGGCUUCCACAGGCAUUCGCAGAGCACCAGCAGCCACCUCGGUCUUGAUUUCUCGUCCAUGAUGCACCCGCAGCUGGGGUCUGGCCAACGCGCGCCGAGCGAUGCCGCCCGACUGCCGAGCAGCGGUGACGGUGGCGCCGGCGCCGGCGUCGGCGCCCCAUAUGAAUCACACGACGACCUCUGCGUCGACCGCUGCAUGGGCGUGGGACUCUACAACGGCUCCCAGCAGUUCAACCACCGCGGUGGCCCGGGCUCGCUCCAAACCCGCCGGCCUCGCGACAGUUCCGUCUCCCGCUUCGACUUCCCGCUCGGCCUCAACGAGUGGUCAGUGCCUCCUCCCACGGACCCUUAUCAGUCGUGGUUCAGCCAGCAUCAUCUCCCGGCGCCUGCCGUCCCCUGCAGUGACGAGGACUGCCAGUCCCUCGGCGACAGCUGCUGCGACAGCCAGUGCACCAUGACCGGCAAGUGCACCAACAUCGCCUGUGCCGACACCGAAGACGCCUGUACCGACCAGAACUGCCCCUCGCGUCCUUCUGUGUCUGUGCCCUCCUCCGAGGUGGUCAACGGUGCAGCCGCUCUCAUCUCCAUCAACCACUCCCCCGAGGAAUCCCCUGACCACUUCGGCCUGCAACAGCCAGUCAUGGGUAGUCUGGACUUUGGUCUCACCGCCAACACCCCGCAGACCUUCUUGCUGCCUUCUGGAUUCCUGCCAGGCCCACUCGGAAACAUGGCCAACCACCUGCUGGUCGCCCACGGCGAUGCCGGCCCAUCCAACUGCACGAGACCGUGCCCUCUGGACGACCCCCAAAACUACCCCUUCUGCCACUUGCCCCUCUAUAACAACCCUUCCACGUUUUCUCACUUCAACCCCGUUGGCUCCGACCUCGAGACGAACCCGAGUUUCGUUGAGUGCGGAGCCGAGAUCCACGACCCUGAGUCUUUCUUGGCACACUUCAACUCUCAGCACCGGCCCUACUUUACGACUAGUGGCGUGCCCAACCUUGUACGUGCCUCGACCGAAGCCACCGAAGCCUCGCAGCCCGGCCGGCAGUCCAUCCUCGCUUCCACUGAAGCCAUGUCGCCCCCGGCUACGCCUCUCGACACGUCCGAUUCUGGGAGAUCGUCAGGGACGCCCUCCCCACUCACUCCGCUCUCGAAUAGCGUCGAGAUGACGGACGCUAAGCCUGAAGCCUCGCCCCAUGUGCGCAGCACAUCCGUCACCUCCUCUGCGGACCACUCUCUCGAGCUCGGCGCCGAGGAGGAACACCGGUGUCUCUGGCGUGACGAGGCCACCUCUGCUAUCUGCGGGCAGAUUUUCUCCGAUGCCGAGGAGCUUUUUCGACACGCUUCGGAAGCCCACAUUAAGCACGCGCCCAAGGGAGCACAGGGAUUCCGUUGCGGCUGGAAUGACUGUCCACGCAGCGAGCCUGGCGCCGCGGGAUUUCCGCAGAGAAGCAAGAUUGAGAGACACAUGCAAACUCAUAUUGGCCACAAGCCUCACAUCUGCCCAACAUGUAACAAAGGCUUCUCGGCGAAGCAAGCGCUCACUCAGCACAUGUUUAUCCAUAGCAACGAGAAGCCUUUGGUGUGCAACAUCUGUCAGAAAGCAUUCAGAUACCCCAGCGCUCUCACUAUGCACCAGCGUGUCCAUUCGGGUCUGAAGCCGCUAAAAUGCCCUGUGUGUGGGAAAGGCUUCAGCGAGUCGUCCAACCUCUCCAAGCACAAGCGCACCCACGAGGUCAAGGGCCGCUUCAUUUGCACCGUUCCCGGCUGCGACCGCAAUUUCCACCGCCAGGACCAGCUACGGCGGCACAUGAAAACGCACCAAAAGGAGCCGUCAGUGGCGAGCCGAGAGAGCACCCUGGAGCAGCUCCCGCAAACCUGAUGUUUCUCUUGGGUUCUCGAGCCCUACUUGCUCACGAAAUAGGGGGUUUCAUGGCCGAGACUGCCGCCUGCUGCUAUCAUCGCGCUACAGCAGACCCAAGCAGCCGCCGGCGCCGUGGCCGAGGUGGCACUCUACGGGAUGGAUCCAGCGCAGCCGCGGAGGCCGAUUG